UCACGCAACUGUGUCCGACCAGACGAAGUAUCGAUGGAACAAUCGGCUUGCAAUAUCGCCGAUACUAAUCGCGGGCGUUAGCAGACGAAGUAUCGUAUUUUAAAUUCUUAGUGUAACUAGAAUAUCACAGAACUUUUUAGUUUGAUAAGGAUUUAAAUUGUAAAAAAUUCCACGUGUUGUAGAUUGUGUUUCGGGGCUUCUAGGAAUAGUGGUUAUGACACUUAUUGUCUUUGAAGUUUUAUCUAGGAAUCUGUCAAAACGUCUUGUAAGCUCUGGUCCUCAUUUUAGAAUGCAUUCUAUGGCAUUUAUUACAGCACCCGAUGAAGAGUGGCCUUGUUACAGCGAAACUGGCAGCAUGUGUCAACAUAAUUCCAAAAAUCACAUCUGUGUAUAAUUGGGAUGGAAAAAUCAAUGAAGAUUCUGAAGUUUUAAUGAUGGUGAAAACAAGAACCUCAGUCUUACCUGUGCUCACUGAAUAUGUCAAGAAGCAUCAUCCAUAUGAAGUAUGUGAAGUCAUUUCCACUCAGAUCCUACAGGGCAAUCAACCUUAUUUAGACUGGAUACUAGAGUCUGUACCUGAAAAAGUGGUUGAUGAACUAUAGUUUAUCCCAAAUUGAAUACAAACCAAGGAACUGUG
This is a messenger RNA of Daphnia carinata, 637 nucleotides long. Its product is annotated as protein CutA homolog. The coding region runs from base 321 to 602 and encodes 93 amino acids. Gene Ontology annotation, molecular function: copper ion binding. The transcript is spliced from 6 exons. Lineage: Eukaryota; Metazoa; Arthropoda; Branchiopoda; Diplostraca; Daphniidae. Gene Ontology annotation, biological process: response to metal ion. The record is from RefSeq and is a predicted model, not a curated record.